AUAAUACAUUCCUCACAAAGAAAUCCCAACCUGGCAUGGAUCUAGUCUGACGAAGCAGCCAUUUCAAAGCGCAGAGGAGAUAAAGAAACCGCGGGAAUUUUUGUAUACAUUUUUAAAUAUUUCUAAUAUAUUUUAUUUUAUUGGGAAGUAGGGGGAUUAUAUUACUUUUUGAAUCUACCUCGCCUGCACAAACAAGCGAAAUGGAUGCAGACACAGAAAAAACAAUGACUGAAACCUCCAAGACUUCCACGGCUGAAUCUGAAAAAUCUGUAACUGAAAACAAAUCCAGGGGUCGUGGGUCCAAAGGCCGUGGUCGAGGGGGUCGGAUGAGUCGUGGUAGCAUGCGUGGUGGGCGGGGCAUGCUGAAGGGGUUUGGUCCACCUGGGCCCGGAAGGGGUCGAAUGAAGAAUGGAUCCAUGAAUGGACUGGCACCCAUGAGGGGCAUCAGGACGAUGCGACCUUACCCAGACCUCAGAGGUCAUGGAGGUAGGGGUGGGCCAAUGGGUAUGGGCCCUCCUCCUCCCCCUCCCCCACACCUCAGAGGCCCCUUCCCACCCAGGCAUGGACCCCCGCCACCUCUUCCUCCUCUGGGCUUUCCUGGUUUCAGAGGGCGUCCACCUCACCCUCGAGGCCGUGGCAUGAUGCCACCUGGACCUCCCCGCCACUUCCACCCCCGUGGCCCAAGAGGCUACCACAAUGGACCAGUCUCUCCUCCGCCUCACCCCCCACCUGGCAGAGGCCAGAGGUGGCCAGGGCCCCCUGGUGGCCGACGCUUUUAACACAGCCUGCCCUAAAAAUAAUAACCAAUCACUGGCUAUUGUAGAAGGGCUUAAAGUGUUGCAAUGAAAAGCCCCAGUAUUAUGUGUUAUACAAAGUCUUUGAGUAUUCUUAUGACAUACUCUGUGGCCAAAUGUCUGGUUAUUGAUAUUGUCUACUGGCAAAGAAAUAAUGUGAAAAAUGGCUAAUGACAACCUAGGACACAUAAAAUGCCUCACAACUUAAUGUAACGGCAUUCUCACAUUCUGUUACCUAUAAAUAAUGUUGGUACUGUAGGAACUAUUUGACUUUGUUAAAAAAGUUGUUAAAACAAGAUGGAAAGCUCUGUUUUAAAAGGAAGGAAAAUUCUUGUCAAAGUUCAUUAAAUGUUUUGUGGUCCUUGUUACGGUCACCCUGUCAGCCUUAAGAAAUUUUCCUGAUUCUUAAUAAAGAAUAAAAACAUG
Messenger RNA from Monopterus albus (swamp eel), 1220 nucleotides. RefSeq names its product wiskott-Aldrich syndrome protein homolog. The record is from RefSeq and is a predicted model, not a curated record. The coding region runs from base 201 to 779 and encodes 192 amino acids. The transcript is spliced from 6 exons. Lineage: Eukaryota; Metazoa; Chordata; Actinopteri; Synbranchiformes; Synbranchidae.